AACGUGUUUUUAGACUUGUAAGGUGUUUAUGUAACCUUGAUUUCAUUCUGUUCAAUUUCGCUCAGUGAACGUACACAACUACAGAGCCCUCUAAAUUUAUAAAUAAUAUUGAAUCUAUUCGAUAAAUAUACUGGUGUACUUUUUCAACAAUGUUUUCACAAGUGGCUGUAAUGGUAGUCAUAAUCCGUGUUAGAAGGAAGACAUCUCAAUUAAUCUUUCUGUAUGGAUGUGCACAUAUCACAAUUGGAUAAAAUGAACAGGGAAAGAAUUGCAGUGCUUCAAAAUGUGCAACGUAAAACAUUACAUAAAGCAACAUGUAGUGGUUCCAGUUUUAGAACAAAAUAAGUAAAAAAUAUCGAACGUGAUUUAAUUACUGUGAUCGAAAAAUAACAAUCACGCCUGUGACUGUAUUGUUUACUAUUGGAAAUCGUCAAACAGCGAAUCGACGUGACUCAAAAACACUCUUUUGUAUCCCUCCGCGCCUCUAAAUUGUCCGCCAAACAGAAAAUAUUAAUAUCAACAUUAGCAAACAGUGAUUAGACAAUGCAUUAGACAUCCAAUUUUAUCUUUGGAAUCACAAUCUCAUAUCGCGUGAAUCUAUUUGACAUCUGGUUAGACCCCUCGCUAUUGUCAUUAACAUUGCGUAAUAAAUGCCGUUCAUUCCCUUCCUCACUGUCCUUGUGAAAUACACCUUAAUUCGGUUCCAUGACCUACGAGACGUGUCACCGAUUGUUGUCAGUACAUCUACAUAAAUUUCAUCCACGUCAACUUUCGUAUUCUAGUUUCCCCUAGGAGACAUUUCAUCCGUGACUACAUUUUAACCUAAUUCAGUUCACAUGUGUAUUGGUUUGCACCAGCUUGAUGGAAUAUAUGGGCAAGGGUAAAGACAAGAAUAUGAGAAAAUCCUUUCCCGAUAGCUUAAAAGAUACCAAAAGAUAAUGUACGAAUUUCAUUGGCAUAUUGGAAAUACUUGUUAAUUAUAGAUCCUUUAUGUAUUGCAGAUUACCUGCUAAAUAGUAUGACCUUGUACUGCUGUUGUACAAUACUAAAAUUCUAACACACCUACUAAUCUAACUUAACCUAAUAAAAAUUAGAGUGCCACACUAAAGCACAAAUUGAACAGACAUAUGUAUAUAUGAACGAAUAUUUUAACAUACCCACAUGAAUUUGGAGUCCAAGGCCACGACAAUAAAAGAUGCCUUAAAAAGGUGGGAAGAAAGAAACGGAAAAAGCGUAGCAGAAGCUGUUGACAUUCGGCUGUGUUUCCAGUGGCCUCCUAUUGAAAAAAUGGAUAAUUCUUUAGCAAUACUAGCUAAGUGCGAGAUACUAUCACUGUCAACUAAUAUGAUUGAAAAAAUAUCUGGAAUUAGUAGUUUGAAGAAUCUCAGAAUUCUGUCACUGGGAAGAAACUACAUAAAAACUUUCUCUGGUCUGGAAAGUGUGGGUGAUACACUGGAAGAACUGUGGAUUUCAUAUAAUUUAAUUGAAAAAGUAAAAGGAGUUAGUGUUCUAAAGAAACUGAAGGUACUUUACAUGUCAAAUAAUCUUGUCAAAGAUUGGGCAGAAUUUAACAAACUGCAAGAUCUGCCAAGCUUAGAGGAUCUACUUUUUGUAGGAAACCCACUGUAUGAUAGCCUUGAUGAAGCCACCUGGAAGACAGAAGCAUGCAAACGACUUCCAAAUCUGAAGAAAUUAGAUGGAGAACCUGUUAUCAGAGAAGAAGUACAAGAAUGAAUAUACACACUCUACAAGCCAGUGUGGGUCUUGGCCACCUCCUUUCAGAGGUUUCUUAGCCUUUGAGUGUACAUUUAUGAGUAGUGGGUGACCAUCCCACUGUCUGCACAAUUUCUACUCAAUCCUGAUUUUGUCUGCUAGAGCCAUCUAGUAGAGAAUCAGGAGAGAUGUGGGUGAGAAAUGGCCACUGAAUUUUGCUUAUGAAACAUCUCGU
This is a messenger RNA of Zootermopsis nevadensis, 1948 nucleotides long. Lineage: Eukaryota; Metazoa; Arthropoda; Insecta; Blattodea; Termopsidae. The record is from RefSeq and is a predicted model, not a curated record.